CGCCCCCCGCCCCGGCCAGCUCGCGCCACAGAAGCUCCACCACCGCGACACGCCACGCCAUGGCGGACAGCGACGGGGUCGCCGCUGCCCGCGACGACGAUUAUUCUGCUGCGGAAUCUGAUGAGGACUUCACCUUUGCGGCGGCGGCGGCCGUCGUCCCGUGUAUGGUUGGAGGCGGAGGCGUCUUCGACAGCGGCCGCAUCGGCGCUGUGUACCCGGUGUUUGGUCGCCCGCGGUCGCCUCCUGCGCGGGAGGAGGAGGAGGCUGAGACGGCUACUGUGCGGGUGCCACUGGGGCAGCUUCUGCUGGAGGAGAGGGCGUCGGCGUCGGCGGCGGCGCCGUCGGGGAAGCAGCCCGACGACGAUGGCGAUCUUGAUGGCGUUCCCGCGGAGACGUACUGCCUGUGGUCACCCGGUUCCCCCGCGGCGGCGGUUUCGCCGGCGAGGUGCCAGAAGAGCGGCUCGACUGGGUCGGUCAUCCGGUGGCGGCAGCGGCUCAUCGGGCGGAGCCACAGCGACGGCAAGGAGAAGUUCGUGUUCUUGAACUCGACCUCCGACCGUAGUAAAGGGAGGACGACGAGCGGCGAUGGUGGUGGCGGCCAUGGCGGCUGGAGAUAUUACGGGCGAGGAGGAGGCAGCGGAGGCGCCGGCGUCGGCAAUGGCGGCGGGCGGAGGUCAUCGUUCCUCCCGUACAAGCAGGACCUCGUCGGCUUGUUCGCCAACGCCGGCGCGUUCCGCCGGAGCUACCACCCGUUCUAACGUAUUGUAGCGUCUUCCUUAAUUACAUCUUUUUUUCAUGGUGUGACUGCGGAUUACGGUGUGUUAGAACUAAAGAAUGCGUGAUAGAUUUGUAGCAGAAAAUAUUUCUGCAUAAUUUUUUUUAUACGUGAGUAGCCAUGUAUAUAUAGCGUGGAUUCUGUAUUGUUUUGAUAA
Molecule: messenger RNA, 932 nt
Organism: Oryza brachyantha (malo sina)
Lineage: Eukaryota; Viridiplantae; Streptophyta; Magnoliopsida; Poales; Poaceae
Product: putative cryptochrome DASH, mitochondrial
Exons: 1
Coding region: 60-758 (232 amino acids)
Source: RefSeq, a predicted model, not a curated record